Arachis stenosperma is the source of this 2022-nucleotide messenger RNA. RefSeq lists its product as uncharacterized. Bases 1474 to 1692 code for a protein of 72 amino acids. The transcript is spliced from 6 exons. The record is from RefSeq and is a predicted model, not a curated record. NCBI's taxonomy places the organism in Eukaryota, Viridiplantae, Streptophyta, Magnoliopsida, Fabales, Fabaceae.
UUCCCCUUCUCCAAUUCCUUCCUUCAGCAAACCCUAGCCUCCACCAAAGAAAGCAAAUCCUAGCCUCCACCCAUAGUUGUCGCCGUCUGUCGGAGUGAGAGACUGCUGCCGCCGUCCAUCGCACUCAAGAACUUCCGUCUUCGUGCUCUCGGGCCUCUCGCCGGAUCCUCCACGUCAGGUGCUCGCAUCUCGCCGUUCUCCUCUGUGCUCGGCUGCUCGCGCCUCCCUCCGCCAGUGAUUGCUCGAGCUGUGCGUGUUGGUUGCUGCUCGUCGUCCGUGGUUGUCUCUGCUCGAUUCUGCCUCCCAGUCUGACUCGAGUCUCGUCUCAGUCACUGGCAUCUCGUGGUUCGUCUGUCUCGUCGCCGGCGGCAGAAGCAACUCGUGGGGUUGUCUCUUGCUUCGUCGCCUUCCGUGGGGUGGUCGCCGACUCGCCGUCGACCGUUGUUUUAUACAGACAAGUGGUUCUGAUUUUGGAAUCAGCUAUGGACAAAUAGCCAACAAUCUUCCCUCUCCAUCACGCGUUGCUGUUCUAAAACGGUUUUUUCAGUUGAACCAUUGGUUGGAUUGGUUGGACCAAUAAAUUAGUGAACCAGUAAUUAAAGUAGUUUGAUGACCGGUCCGAUUUUUAGAACCUUGAUAAGUAGUGAUAAAAGAAAUAAAAAUUAAAUAAAUUACAAAAAUUAUACCUUAAACAUAAGAGAAAGAGAAAGAAAGAGAGAAAAGAGAAGGAAUGAGUAAAAAACACAUUAUGAUUUCGUAUAAAUAGAUGACAUUAAAAAAAAACUAAUUAAAUUAAUUCAUGUAUUUUGUUAUCAUAUUUAUUAUUUACUAAAAUAAUUUAAUAUUUACUCCAAUCAAAUCAAAUAAUUAAUAUAAUUAACUAAAUUAAUUAAUUGGUAUAAUUAAUUGUGAAAUUUGAAUGUCUAAUCAAAUUAAUUAAUUGAUAUCAUUAAUUAGUUAUAAUUGAUUUGCUUUACAAAAUUAAAUAAAAUAAAUCAGAAAAUACUCUCAAAGGCAUGCCACGUCAGUUUCAUCAUUAAGUGUAGAAAUUCGAUUUUUAUAUAAUAGAAUAGAUUUCAAAGUCAUCAGGUACCUAAUUAUUCGAAUUGAAUCAAUUUGUUCUUAAUCAAAUUUGUUUGGUUCGAGUACAUACACAAAAAAUACAAAUCCAAACUAAAUCGAAUCAAUUAUUUAAUUCUAAUUUUAUCUUGAAUCCGAACCAAAUUGACCCGUGCUUAUCCUACUUUAAACGUCACCUCUCCUCAAAACCGCAAUUAAAUCGGCUUGUCCGUUAAAUUUCUUAGUUGGUGGUUUAACGGCUUGAUGUUUGGUUCGGUUUUCAAAACCUUACCAUAUAAAACUCGGUUUAAUUAGGCGCCAGUUGCAUAAUCUAUUUCUAGACUCUUCUUUUCUCCCUUCUCCGUCUCCCGCACCAAUCCAUCUUCGCAUCAAGUUUGAAGCUGACCGACAAAAAUGGCCGGUGGGAAUUUUAUGCACAGAGUUAUUUCAUACGUUGUGAAUGAGGUUGUUGUCAAUGGUCUUGCCAACAGCCCUGCAUUUCAGAGGUUUGCGGUAAGGACAUCAAAGCAAAUUGAAAAUAUUUCGAAACAAGCUGUUCAGAAAAGGCAAGAGUUAGCAGAGCAGAUCAAGGACAUCUCGAAAAAUAUGGAAGAUUCAUUCAAGAGCCGCUGAUUUUGUUAUUCUUCCUAAAUUGCUGAAGAAAAUAAAGGUGGUGAUUUCUCUUUGCCAAGGAUUUUUGAUGAAGACUAAGAUAGAGUGUAUGUAAAUUUCUUUCGUAAUUGACCUUUGCCUGGUUGGUUUUUUCCCUUUUUUCCCUCAUGAUCUGAAGCCUUGUGUAAUUGCCUGCUUCUAGUUUACAUGGUGAACCAGAAAAACAGCAGGAUUAGGAUAUUAUGUAGUUUAUGAUAUUUUGGAGCAGCAUACUGGGCAGCUAUUUCUUUCAAAUUGUAGAAGAUUGAUUACAAAUAAUAUUGGAACUUGUGUAUAGUUGUUCCUUCUUUA